UAAUAAUAAGGGCUUAUAUAUUGAUUAAGAGGUAGAUUAUUAUAAUAUGACACUAUGCCAUGAUAUUAUGACCUUGACAUAUACUCAUGAAGAAAAAAUUAAGUUAAAAAACCGAAAUCUUCUUCGUUAUUGGGAUGGAACAUCACCAUAUCAUAAAAAUCGACCAGCACGUCUUCCAAGAGGAAAUAAGCCUCUUAAACCUAUUAAAGAAAUAAGAACACAUAGGAAUAUUCCAGUUUUAGAGAGUGUAAUUGUCCAUUCUAUGGUUAAAGAUGCAAUUGAAAAUAAAACAUCUCUUUUAUCUAUGGUUAUGGCUAUACAAUGUAUUACAGGGAUAAAACCUGAGAUUAUAAAUGCAAAAACAGGAGUAGCAGCAUGGAAAUUAAGAUCAGAAGGAAUGCCGAUUGCAACAAAAGUAACCCUUAAAGGGUUAGAAAUGUAUAGAUUUAUUUCAGUUUUAGUAGAAUUAGUUCUUCCAAGAAUGAGAGAUCUUGUAUCAGGGUUUAAAGGUAACUCAGGAGAUUCUAAUGGUAAUAUUUCUCUUGGAUUCCCACCAGAUGCAAUGACUUUAUUUCCUGAAAUUGAAGAAAAUUAUGAUAUGUUUCCAAAAAUAACAGGUUUUCAUGUCAAUAUAAAUACAUCAGCUAAAACAGAUUAUGAAUGUAGACUACUUCUUUCUGGUUUUGGAAUUCCUUUUGAAGUACCAAAUAGAACCUAA
This is a messenger RNA of Pneumocystis carinii B80, 718 nucleotides long. RefSeq lists its product as hypothetical. The transcript is spliced from 3 exons. Gene Ontology annotation, biological process: translation. Gene Ontology annotation, molecular function: structural constituent of ribosome; RNA binding. Bases 47 to 718 code for a protein of 223 amino acids. NCBI's taxonomy places the organism in Eukaryota, Fungi, Ascomycota, Pneumocystomycetes, Pneumocystales, Pneumocystaceae. The record is from RefSeq and is a predicted model, not a curated record. Gene Ontology annotation, cellular component: cytosolic large ribosomal subunit; ribosome.